AUGAAUCCCAGGGGCCUCUUCCAGGACUUCAACCCCAGUAAGUUCCUCAUCUACGCCUGCCUGCUGUUCUUCUCGGUACUGUUGCCCCUCCGCCUGGACCGCGUCAUCCAGUGGAGCUACUGGGCCAUCUUUGCCCCCAUAUGGCUGUGGAAGUUCAUGGUCAUCCUGGGAGCUUCUGUGGGCGCAGGCGUUUGGGCCCGUAACCCUCGCUACCGCACUGAGGGAGAGGCCUGCGUGGAGUUCAAAGCCAUGUUGAUUUCUGUGGGCAUCCACCUGCUGCUGCUGAUGUUCGAAGUGCUGGUGUGCGACAGGGUGGAGAGGGGGACUCACUUCUGGCUGCUGGUCUUCAUGCCGCUCUUCUUCGUGUCCCCGGUGUCCGUGGCCGCUUGCGUCUGGGGCUUCCGACAUGAUCGUUCGCUGGAGCUGGAAAUCCUGUGCUCUGUCAACAUCCUGCAGUUUAUCUUUAUCGCCCUGAGGCUGGACAGAAUUAUCCACUGGCCGUGGCUUGUAGUAUUUGUGCCCCUGUGGAUCCUCAUGUCUUUCCUCUGCCUGGUAGUCCUCUAUUAUAUUAUCUGGUCGCUCCUGUUCCUGCGGUCCCUGGAUGUGGUUGCGGAGCAGCGAAGAACACAUGUGACCAUGGCCGUGAGCUGGAUAACGAUCGUUGUGCCUCUUCUUACUUUCGAGGUCCUGCUGGCUCACAGAGUGGACGGUCACAAUACAUUCUCUUAUAUAUCCAUAUUUGUCCCCCUUUGGCUUUCACUAAUAACGUUAAUGGCCACAACGUUUAGGCGUAAGGGGGGCAAUCAUUGGUGGUUUGGUAUUCGCAGAGAUUUCUGUCAAUUUUUGCUUGAAGUUUUCCCAUUUUUAAGAGAAUAUGGGAACAUUUCAUAUGACCUACAUCAUGAAGAUAGUGAAGAUGCUGAAGAAACAUCGGUUUCAGAAACCCCUAAAAUUGCCCCAGUGUUUGGAAAGAAGGCCCGGGUGGUUAUAACCCAGAGCCCUGGAAAAUAUGUUCCUCCACCUCCCAAGUUAAAUAUUGACAUGCCAGAUUAA
This is a messenger RNA of Orycteropus afer afer, 1053 nucleotides long. RefSeq names its product transmembrane protein 185B (gene TMEM185B). NCBI's taxonomy places the organism in Eukaryota, Metazoa, Chordata, Mammalia, Tubulidentata, Orycteropodidae. The coding region runs from base 1 to 1053 and encodes 350 amino acids. The transcript has a single exon. The record is from RefSeq and is a predicted model, not a curated record.